Messenger RNA from Elaeis guineensis (African oil palm), 1002 nucleotides. The record is from RefSeq and is a predicted model, not a curated record. NCBI's taxonomy places the organism in Eukaryota, Viridiplantae, Streptophyta, Magnoliopsida, Arecales, Arecaceae.
AAUAUCUGGUACUUUUCAACUCCACUCCUGACCCUCUUCGUUCCUGUCGCCCGAGCUCUCUUGGCGUCGAUAAUGGCAGCACCGGAAGAUCCCCGCCGCCGGCGCGUCGGCCUCCUGUACGACGAGCGGAUGUGCCACCACGCCACCCCGGACGGCGAGAUUCAUCCGGAGAAUCCCGACCGGAUCCGCGCCAUCUGGCAGAAGCUCGAGUCCGAGGGGAUUCCCCAGAGGUGUGUAGUUCUGAGUGCCAAGGAAGCUGAGGAUAAGUACAUAGCAUCUGUUCAUACCCCAAGGCAUAUCAAGCUGAUCAAGAAUAUCAGCUCAAAAAAAUUUAAUUCUCAACAUCUUAGGAUUGCCUCAGAGUUCAAUUCUAUAUAUUUUAACAAGGGUUCAUCUGAAGCUGCUUACCUUGCAGUAGGCUCAGUUAUGGAGGUAUCUGAAAAGGUGGCCAAAGGGGAUUUGGAUUCUGCUAUUGCCAUUGUGAGGCCUCCUGGCCAUCAUGCAGAAUCUGAUGAAGCUAUGGGGUUUUGUCUGUUCAAUAAUGUUGCUAUUGCAGCUAAUUUUCUCUUGAAUGAAAGGCCAGAGUUAGGUAUAAGAAAGAUACUAAUUGUGGAUUGGGAUGUUCACCAUGGUAAUGGCACUCAAAAUAUGUUUUACAAGGACCCUCGGGUACUGUUCUUUUCUGUUCACAGGUUUGAUUUUGGAAUGUUCUAUCCUGCUAGUGGUGAUGGUUCAUAUUGCAUGAUUGGUGAAGGGCCAGGUGCAGGAUACAACAUCAAUGUUCCUUGGGAACAAGGACAAUGUGGUGAUGCAGACUAUGUAGCUGUCUGGGACCAUGUAUUGCUUCCUGUAGCUGAAUCUUACGAUCCUGACAUAAUAUUGAUUUCUGCUGGAUUUGAUGCAGAUAUGGACGCAGACGCAGCUCGGAUGCUGGCCCAGGGUCUCAAGGCCCACAAGAGGAAGGGCGCCGCGACCUCCGGGUCGGCGAAGAGGCAAGGGUAG